Molecule: messenger RNA, 553 nt
Organism: Cebus imitator (Panamanian white-faced capuchin)
Lineage: Eukaryota; Metazoa; Chordata; Mammalia; Primates; Cebidae
Gene: PRR4
Product: proline rich 4
Exons: 4
Coding region: 34-432 (132 amino acids)
Source: RefSeq, a predicted model, not a curated record
AGAGUUGGAAGCAACUCCAGAGCCUCCUUCAAGAUGCUGCUGGUCCUGCUCUCAGUGGUCCUGCUGGCUCUGAGCUCAGCUCAGAGCACAGAUAAUGAUGUGAUCCAUGAAGACUUGCCUUCCACCACACCAGAUGUAGAGGACUCAAGUCAGAGCCCAGAUCAGGGACCCCAGACACCUCCUCCUGAAGGACUCCUACCUAGACCCCCUGGUGACGGCGGAAACCAAGAUCAUGGCCCUCAGCAGAGACCACCCCGACCAGGAGGCCAUUGGUUCCAUCACCACCAUCCUCCCCCACCUCCUUUUCAAAAUCAUCGAGGACGCCGUCACCACUUUCUACCCCUACCUCCUCUUGAAGUGCCACAGGAAGUACCAUCAUUAUUCCCAAGGGACAGAACAAGAAGCCGUCCCCAGGACCAGCCAUUCUGGUAAUCUAGAAUUCAAUGACAGAACAUACAUAAGAAGACAGCUUCCUUCAGAAAGCCAUGACAUUGAAAUAAUGCAGUCAUAACUCUUUUCUUCAGUAUACCAAUAAAAUGUUAAUAGCAUGCAA